GUUGUUCACCAAUCAGAAAUCACGUACUCGAGUAUAAUGUGGCUGGUGUUCGUAUCCAUCAUCUCUCCUUCGUUGGCUGUCUUGUCUUUCAACAAGUUCAAGUUUCCAGAUCUUUCGUUUGUGUCUUGAGUCAAUUAUCGACAUGGCAUCUUUGAAUACGAAAGAGACAACAAGGCGACCUCAUAAGAAAUCUAGAUAUGGCUGUAAAAGCUGCAAGACGAGACGAUUGAAGGUCUCGACCCCAUUCUUAAGUAAUAACAUGGUAAAAGUUCUGAUGCUGACAAUUUCCUAGUGCGAUGAAACGAAGCCCACAUGUGUAAAUUGCACUAAGAAUGACAUUGCAUGUGAGUAUUUGUUUCUGUCUUUCAGUAAGCCCGCACUUUCCGGCCCUGCGGCGAAGAAAUUGCCUCUUCCCACUACAGCGACAGUCACGCGACGAAAUGCUCACUUCUCGCGCCCUGUUUCCCGUGACCCCAUUUCCUUCUCUUUUCCGACUUCUGUCACCUCGUCUCUAUCAGAUUCCGACAAACUCCUGGAAUUCCGCCUUUUCCAGCACUUCGUAAAUGUCACCGAUGUUUCCCAAGUCGUCUCGGUGUGCAAAAUAUCACUAUGGGUCAUUCAGCUUGCAUGUCGUCAUCGUUCAAUUAUGGAUGCUUUAUUGGGCGUCUCUGCAUUCCAUCUCCGAAGUUCAUUCUCAUCAGCCUCUUCUCCAUUUCCUACCAGUACUAUCCCGGAAAGCAAGUUUGAAAGAGAUGUAGUCAGAGCUAGUCAUCAUUAUAUGGGACGAGCUAUUGCUGCCCAUCGGAGAUUAGUUGUCGAGGAGGGCGUUACAGAGAGAACAGGCGAUGCGGUGUUGGGGUCUUGUCUAUUCAUCAUGUAUCAUGCUGCUGGCAGUCAAAAAUUUCUAGGUCAUGCUCAUCCCUCGACAGUCUCACUCAACGAAAAUAUAGACGCACAAAAUUUUAGAGUCCCACUCCAUUGGUUUGUCCCAAUGAAAAGCCUGAAAAAUAUGAUGAACCUAGCGGGUACAUAUGUCCGAGACGAGGGCAUGAGAGCACAAAUCGAGUGGGAAGAAGCCAGUUUCCGUGUAAUCCUACAAAACGAAACGUCUCCUGACCCCGAAAACGACCAUCCGACAAUUUUCAACUUUCUCUUUGAUGAUCUCUCAUUUGAUGCUCCGGACUACAAAAUAUACGCUCUCUGCGCAAAUUAUCUAAAUAUUAUCGGAGGAGGCAAAAUCGCGAAAUUUAUCCUAAAAUUCCCAGCAUUGGUGCCGCUGCGAUUUGUGGAAUUGUUGAAGGAAAGAGAUAUGAGGGUGAUGGGAAUCGUGGGAUAUUUUCUGAUGCUGAUGAAGAGGGCAGAUAUUGAGAAGAAGUUAUGGUGGAUGACGGGGGCGGUGGAAAAUGAUUGGGUGGGGAUGAAACAUGCAUUUGAGAGGGAUGAGUUGUGGAAGAAAAGAAUGGAAUGGGCUAGGAGGGAGAUUGAGCGUGGGGAGGUUAUUGAUUUUGAGACUGGUGAGGCAUUGGCUAGAGGACGCCAGAUUGAGUAAUUGGUGAGUAGAUGAAUGGUCUUUAAUCUCUAAAAACUUUUCCUUUUGAUAAACCAGCAGUGGCCCAACUCAUUUUCUAGUCCAUCUAUAGCAUCCAUGGAAUGUAAGGAUACCACGAGAGGUGUCAAAAAGGAGCGAGUCCUGUUUAACAGACUUGGUACCAUGGAAACGGAACUUGAUCAACAGCCGUGAACACUCUCUUUUAAUCAAGUGGAGAUAAACAUUUCUAACAAAAAAGUAAGACUAAAAGUGACUACCAUUAUACUCUCCAGAGGUACAUAAACAUUAGCCAUUCGAAUUUUGAAUAUCCUC
Messenger RNA from Sclerotinia trifoliorum, 1861 nucleotides. The record is from the annotation of a GenBank genome assembly. NCBI's taxonomy places the organism in Eukaryota, Fungi, Ascomycota, Leotiomycetes, Helotiales, Sclerotiniaceae.